AUGUGUGAGCAUAGCCUCACUUGGAAAAAGCACCUUGUGGAUAUAAUCACGGACUGUGAGAUGAGGAGGUCUCCCUGGAUCAUCUGGGUGGGCACUGAGUGCCGUCACAAGUGCCUUUAUAGAGAGGGACGGAGUGGGACACAGAGAGGCAGCAGUGUGAAGGCAGAGAAGGUUCCACCAGCCACGAGCCGGGGGUGCUGGCUGCCACCUGGGAAUGGACGCCCUGGAGGAGGCACUGCUGACACCAUGAUCUCAGACUUCUGCCUUCCAGUGCUUGAGAGAAUAAAUUUCUGUUGUUUUCAACAAGUCACCAAGUUUAUGGUAGUUUGUUACAGCAUACACAGGAAAUUAACAGAGUCUGGGCAUCCUGUUACACCAGAUGGCAAGACAUCCCAUCCCAGAGACCAAUUUUGA
Rangifer tarandus platyrhynchus (Svalbard reindeer) is the source of this 414-nucleotide messenger RNA. Lineage: Eukaryota; Metazoa; Chordata; Mammalia; Artiodactyla; Cervidae. The record is from the annotation of a GenBank genome assembly.